Molecule: messenger RNA, 2677 nt
Organism: Megalobrama amblycephala (Wuchang bream)
Lineage: Eukaryota; Metazoa; Chordata; Actinopteri; Cypriniformes; Xenocyprididae
Gene: irak3
Product: interleukin-1 receptor-associated kinase 3
Exons: 13
Coding region: 107-1966 (619 amino acids)
Biological process (GO): signal transduction; protein phosphorylation
Molecular function (GO): protein kinase activity; protein binding; ATP binding
Source: RefSeq, a predicted model, not a curated record
AGCAAGAGAUAUCAACACAAGAGAGCACUGUAGAGUAACCAGUCCGAGAGACAUGAAACAUCUAACCAAACUUCAACCACCUGUACAUGGUAUCGACUAGAGAAAUAUGUCAGGUAAAAUAAACCUGUCGACGUUGCUCUUCGACGUCCCGCCGGUGCUCAUGGCGACUUUCUGUAGACUGAUGGACAGCGGUGUCGACAGUCUGGGAUGGAGAGCUUUAGCUGCUCACAUCCUUCCCAGUCAGCUGGAGGUGAGAUGUACUGAAAUGUAUGCGGCUGCUGGGAAAAGUCCAACCCAAGAGCUCAUGUGGUCGUGGGCCCAGCAGAAUAAAACGGUGGGGGAUCUGCUGAAGGUUCUGGAUGAAAUGGGUCAUGUUCGAGCCAGGAGUCUUUUUCAGUCACAAGACUCAUGCGUGCUGAAGUCGUCCUCGCCCCCUCUCUUUGCCACGCAUCUGCCAAAUAAUGAGAAAUCCUGUCAAAUUUCAGCUCUUCAUCCAGAGUCUAUUUCUGUUAACGGUGAAAAACAGAAGUAUUUCAUCACAUAUUCAGAUGUCAUAGAGGGAACGAGACAUUUCCACCAGGACUUAAAAAUCGGAGGAAGCGUGUUCGCCGAAGUCUACUGCGGAAGAUGGGGAAACAGAUCUUUUGCUGUGAAAGUUUUCAAACAGGAAAGUAAAGCUAAUUGGAAGUCGUUGUGGGAAAAGUUCACCAAAGAAAUUGAAGUUCUUCAACUUUAUCAGCAUCCUAAUAUCUUGGAGUUAUGGGGCAGCUUUUCAGAGGCGGAUCGCUUCUGUUUAGUUUAUCCGUACCUUCGCAACGGAUCGUUGUUCCACAGGCUUCAUGAGGAAGUUGAGAGGCCUCUAUCUUUGCAGGAAAGGCUGAACAUCAUAAAAGGCACUGCAAAGGCAGUCCACCAUCUACACACUGCACAACCGUGCAUGGUUAUUUGUGGAAACAUUACGAGUUCAAACAUACUCUUGGAUGAGCACAUGCAGCCCAAAUUAUCAGAUUUUGGAUUAGCUCGUCUGAGACCCCACUCUGUCGACCAGAGCUGCACCAUCGUUAUGGAUACCAGCUCCCAUAGCAACCUUGGCUAUCUCCCAGAGGAGUACAUCCGUGAUGGCAAGCUGUCAGUCAAACUUGACGUUUACAGCCUUGGUAUGGUAAUAUUAGAGACAUGUACAGGACAGAAGGUGAAACAGGAGACGGCAAAGAACCUGUUUUUGAGAGACAUACUGCAUUCAGAGUUUGAGGAAAAAGGCUCUGUGGAUGCCUGUCUGCAGUUUUUAGAUCCCAAAGUUGAGCACUGGGUUCCUGCGGUGGCACUUUGUCUGCUUCGAAUCGGACUAGAGUGCACAGGCAGCAGAAUGCGAGUCAGGCCGACCAUGGAAAUAAUGCUUCAGAGACUAAGCCAACUUCUUCCCAUGCCUACACCCACUGAAGACCAACCACACACCCUCGACGACACAAUGUCUCUUCAGUGGCCAUACAAUGGCCACAGUCCGGGUCUAAGCCUCCCUACUGAAGAUGAUGAAAUGUACAGCCCACUGGUGGAACCCAAAGUUCCCAAUCUGGAAGAACCCUGCGAGUGCAGCCAGUCUGAAGUCACUUUCCUGGGUGUAGGAGAUCCCAACUUGUCGCAUUCCCCCAGGGAUCCUCUCCAGGAAAAUGACAGAGUGGUUUCAGCAUCACAAAACCUCCAGGCAGACUCUGCACCUCGCCUGGACUUAUAUGGUAGUUGGCCGGUGGAGUGCAGCUGUACCAUUGGAACCGAAGUGCAGGGGUGUGAGGACUGCUGCGCUAAUGGCUUCAGUCAGUCUAUAUUAUAUGAAACUCUAGAUGAUGAUGCCCUGCCCUCUCAAAAUGACAUCAGGAAUCCGGCAAAAGAGAAAAUGAAGAAUAAAAUUCACCUGUACAACCAGGGGCUGAUAAAAACAGAAGAGCUUCUUUCACUUAAGUCAGAGUGAUUCACCUGGGUUGGAUAUCUCAUGCCUUUAUAUAUAAAUGAACUCUGGGAUUUUAAUCAGCAGUGUGGAGUGUUGGAGCACAAUUUUGUUUAAAUAUUUUUUUUUGUGUGUGUAUGCUGUAUUUAAACAUAUUUUAAUAUGUUUUUAUAUUUAACUGCUUCAAAUGAAAGUAGUUUAGAUAUAGCCUAUACUUUAUAACAUAUCCUCAAACUGUUUUUUAUUGUUAAAAGAAGAUAAAAGGUGGAUAUAAAAUUGUUAUUUAAAAUUUUGAAAGAUAAUAUAUUUUUACGCAAAGACUCCAGGAGCAGGGAUGGACUCUUUGGAGAGCUACCAUCCUGCAGAUUUCAGCUCCAACCCCAAUCAAACAUACCUGAACCAGCUUAUCAAGGUGUCCAGGGCUGCCUGAUAAUUACAGACUGGUGUGUUGGAGCAGGGUUGGACACCCAUGAUUUUCGGAGUGGUGGUCAUUUUCAUUUAUAAUAGUUGUCUGUUACUUAUUUCUAAUUAUUUUAAUGACUAAAGAUGAAAUCAUUCCACUUCUCAGUAGUGUCUAGUGCAAAUCCCUGUGCAGAGCUCUAUAUAGUUUGUUUUUGAUGACUUUAGUAAGUAUAAUUAAGAACAAAAAGGGCUUUUGAUCCAAUGCAUUAUGUGCGUAGAUAUCUAUAAUCUACGUGUUCUUGUCAUAAUAAAGACUUUUAUUUUGGGAUUAUC